This is a messenger RNA of Caretta caretta (loggerhead turtle), 2058 nucleotides long. NCBI's taxonomy places the organism in Eukaryota, Metazoa, Chordata, Testudines, Cheloniidae. The record is from RefSeq and is a predicted model, not a curated record.
UCAAAAAUAAACAAUAGUCUAACCCAAAAUUGAAAUGUGGCAAGGGUUCACAAACCUUCACAAUAUAUAUAAAAUAAGAAUAUGCUGUAAGAACAACUGAACAUUUAAAAGCAAUGGGGCAUAUGCAGAAAAUAGGUGAGGGUUUCUUGAGAAGUAUUUUGUUACAAAGUGGCUUUGUGAGCGUUUAAAAUACUGGAUUUUUUACUCUGUGCAAAAUGUGGUGUGGGUUUUAAAAUGGUUAAAAAGUUGGUUUUGAUGUUUAAAUUGUUUGUGAUUUAGGGGUAUAUGCAGGAGAUAUUGCAGGCGACCAGCUUGACUUAACAGUGAAAUCCUUGCUGAUCUUAAAUACAAAAAAGAAGCUUACAAGAAGUGGAAGAUUGGACAAAUGACCAGGGAUGAGUAUAAAAAUAUUGCUCGGGCAUGCAGGAGUGAAAUCAGGAAGGCCAAAUCACACCUGGAGUUGCAGCUAGCAAGAGAUGUUAAGAGUAACAAGAAGGGUUUCUUCAGGUAUGUUAGCAACAAGAAGAAAGUCAAGGAAAGUGUGGGCCCCUUACUGAAUGAGGGAGGCAACCUAGUGACAGAGGAUGUGGAAAAAGCUAAUGUACUCAAUGCUUUUUUGCCUCUGUCUUCACAAACAAGGUCACCUCCCAGACUACUGCACUGGGCAGCACGGCAUGGGGAGGAGAUGAGCAGCCCUCUGUGGAGAAAGAAGUGGUUCGGGACUAUUUAGAAAAGCUGGACAUGCAUAAGUCCACGGGGCCAGAUGAGUUGCAUCCGAGAGUGCUAAAGGAGUUGGCGGCUGUGAUUGCAGAGCCAUUGGCCAUUAUCUUUGAAAACUCAUGGCGAUCGGGGGAAGUCCCGGACGACUGGAAAAAGGCUAAUGUAGUGCCCAUCUUUAAAAAAGGGAAAAAGGAGGAUCCUGGGAACUACAGGCCAGUAAGCCUCACCUCAGUCCCUGGAAAAAUCAUGGAGCAGGUCCUCAAGGAAUCAAUUCUGAAGCACUUAGAGGAGAGGAAAGUGAUCAGGAACAGCCAGCAUGGAUUCACCAAGGGCAAGAUCUAUAAUCACCCGCCGCCCCAGGGCAAUCAGAGCUGUGUGGAGCAGGGACUGACACAAACAUCCAGUAUGUUCAAAACAAGACAGACUCUAGACCAGAGUGUAAACAAGCUCAGAAGAAAAAAAAAAGACACAAUGGAAAAGAAGAAUUCUCCAGCAUCAACAACCGACAGACAUUUGAACCCUAGCCUGUGCAACUCACCUGAUGAUGCCAUAGUCAGAGCUACGGAGAUGAGACACUGCCAACGCAACCAACAAAGAACCAGAAAUCUCCUCUGCAACCUUGUGCUGGGGUGUCUACCCCAUACAAGUCCUGAAGGGGUUAAGGUGGCUAGGUGGCAGCUGGAGAAGGAGUCGGGGCAAUGAGGAUUAAUUAGAGGUGAAGAUCAGCUGGACAGGAACAGAAGGAGCCAGUAUAAAGCCCAGUAGCUGGGAGCAGAAAAGGGCUGCAGAAAGGGAGGCUGCAGUCAGUCUCAGAGUGAGUAAAGGCAAGGCAGGAAGUAGCCCAGGAAUACAGCAAUAAGGUUUAGGACUGUGCAGACCUUGAUUUCUUGUUGUAGACUCCCUGGACUGGAACCCAGUGUUGAGGGUGGGCUUGCGUUCCCCUACUGGACACUGGAGAAGAGACACCAUUAAGAGAGCAGUGAAUGGAAAGACUACCUGGGACAGUGGGGUCCCAAGAGACUUUGAUAUAUGCACUCCACUGGAAGGAGAAAACUAUAGUGACCUGGCUGGAGGGCCAAGCAAUGAAGUGGGAGUAGUUGAGUCCUGAGUGAGUGAGACACAGGGAGAGUGAUGGAGUGUGGAGCCCUGAAGCAGGACUAGGAUCCCGAGGACCCACUGCCAUAAUAGCAGGAGCGGGCAAAAUGUACUUUGUUGCGGGUGGAAUUGGGUGGGCAAAAAAAAACAGACUGCAGUAAUUUGUGGGAAAACACUAAAUCUCUUGUCAGUUUGUCAUAAAUAGAAUUUCAGCAAUGUAAAACAAGAUUUUCCUUUUUUUUU